This is a messenger RNA of Lithohypha guttulata, 999 nucleotides long. It is a transcript of the gene saf4, whose product is annotated as Protein saf4. Gene Ontology annotation, biological process: mRNA splicing, via spliceosome. Gene Ontology annotation, cellular component: post-mRNA release spliceosomal complex; U2-type spliceosomal complex. Lineage: Eukaryota; Fungi; Ascomycota; Eurotiomycetes; Chaetothyriales; Trichomeriaceae. The transcript is spliced from 2 exons. Bases 1 to 999 code for a protein of 332 amino acids. The record is from RefSeq and is a predicted model, not a curated record.
AUGCAAGGCUUCAACAUGGGACGUUACAUCCCACCCGAGCUAGAAGGUGUUCUCUCAUUCAACCAAGCCAGCGGCAAGAAGCCAACCAACAAACGAUCCGAUGGAAGCCAAACCGUCCGUUUCGAAUGCCCUUUCGCAAUCUGGUGCACGAAUUGCCAGCCCGAGCAGAUCAUAGGCCAAGGUGUACGUUUCAACGCCGAAAAGAAGAAAGUAGGCAACUACUACAGCACGCCGAUAUGGUCGUUUCGAAUCAAGCAUACAAUUUGUGGAGGCUGGAUUGAGGUUCAGACCGAUCCUAAAAAUACAGAAUAUGUGGUCGCGAAGGGUGGACGGAAGAGAGAUGUGGGGGAGAACAAAUUGCUGGAAGGAAAGACCAAGGUCGAUGAAAAGGAGGGUGCUUUUGGACAACUCGAGGAAAGGGUGAAGGACAAGGCGGUGGAGAAUUCACUCCAGGCUAGAGUGAAAGAGUUGCAGAAGAGGCAACAGCGAGACUGGGAAGAUCCUUAUGAUGCGAACAAGAGGCUACGAAGAGAGUUCAGGGUCGGACGACGAGAACGACAGGCUGACCAGAAGACUGGCGAUGCUCUGCAGGAGAAGUUUGGUCUGGGUCUUGAUCUAAGCGCGCCAACUGCAGAGGACGGUCAAAAAGCAAGAUUGAUUGAUUUCGUUUCCGAAAAGGAUACUGACAAUACCUCGCGUAGCAUAUUCGAAGCGAAGCCUAAGUCGCCUGCGUUCGUGAAGCAGAAGGACGCGAAACCAAGGGCUGCCGCCAUCGAUGGACGAAAGUCUGUCUUGUACACGAGCUUGAAGAGCAACACAAGAGCCAGGGGUGACCCAUUCCUUAAGGAUCGCCGUGAGUGGCAUCCUGGUUCGAGACGUGAGCACAGUACUAUGCCGGAGCCCACACGGGCUUCUCUAGACGCAAAUGGAGCUGACGAGGAUGUUCAGAAGACGAUGACCGCUAUCGCCACAACGCUAUCUGCUUACGAUUCUGACUGA